AUGGCACAGAAGAGAAAAAUGGAUAUCACUGUGGUUGAUGAGAACGAUAAAGAGUUGCUCACAAUUUUCCUUAAUGCUGCUAGUAAUCUCUCUCUACUCUAUACUGAGGCUGUCGAUCAGCAGAAGACGGCUUUUGAGGGUGGACAAAAAUAUUCUCUUAGAGCAAUCUGGAAGGCGUUUGGGUCUUCCACGACGGCGAGGGCGAGGGCGAGGCGAAUAAUACCCAGGUAUGGGUGGCGAAGGGGGGAAGGUGGAGACCCAGAGUUCGACGCUUUGAUGGUGAGACCCAGAAUGGGGCGAAGGGACGGUGGGCGAAGGGACGGUGGGCGAGUUACUGGGUCGAAGGGACGGUGGGCGAAGGGGCGAAGGGACUGUUGGGGAGUUGGUCGGAGGAAUUGGGACGGUGGGGGAGUUGGGCGGUGGUGGGAUGAAGCUGGUGGUGGAGAGUUGGCUGGUAGAGUUGGGCUUCCAGUGCAGGUGGUGGAGAAGUGGUGA
Messenger RNA from Fraxinus pennsylvanica, 495 nucleotides. NCBI's taxonomy places the organism in Eukaryota, Viridiplantae, Streptophyta, Magnoliopsida, Lamiales, Oleaceae. The record is from the annotation of a GenBank genome assembly.